This is a messenger RNA of Emiliania huxleyi CCMP1516, 1472 nucleotides long. RefSeq lists its product as hypothetical. The record is from RefSeq and is a predicted model, not a curated record. The transcript is spliced from 7 exons. Lineage: Eukaryota; Haptophyta; Isochrysidales; Noelaerhabdaceae. Bases 1 to 1305 code for a protein of 434 amino acids.
AUGGCCGUCGCCUCGACGCCGCUCGUCGCGGCACCAUCGUGCCCGGCCUGGGCGAAGCGUCGUCGCGGGUUCCCGCCGCAGUUCGACGGCAAGCCGUGCGAGCCUGCCGAGGAGGAGGACAUGUGGCUGUGCAGAGCCGACGGCCGCGCGCGCAGCACCGCCGACCUGAAGCGCCUGGCGACCGCCGCUCGGGUGCGAGCGAAACGAGCAGGAGAUGCAGCCGCCGCGAACACGCGCGAUCGGCAGGCGCGCGACCAGCGCCGCCGGCAGCGUGAGCAGCACGACCGGCGUGCAGCGCCGGCGGUCGCCAAGACCGUGCGCCCACAACGCGGCCAGUGCGGCUGCCCGGCGCACGCGGUGUGCGGCAUGUGCGUCGACCAGGGCAAGCUCGCCGCGGCCGAGCAGGCGGCCAUCGACCUGGAGACGCGCUUCCACGCCUCGACGAACGUCGUCAUGGACCUGGAGCGGCCCGAGGACGAGACGGCGGCGCUGCUGCAGCGCUGCGUGCACGUCUCCGACGAGACGAAGCGGCGGCUGCUGGGCGAGUGGAUGCGCCCCGGGUCGCAAAGCAUGCCGCGGACGGACCUGUUUGCAAAGACCGAGCGGCCGGCAAUCGCCCUCGACAGCGGCAGCAGCAGCAUCAAGAUUGGCUUCUGCGGCGAGGAGACGCCGCGUGCAGUCGUGCCGACGACGGGGUUGGAGGAGGCGAAUGGUGCCGUGCCGCUCAAGGCUGGCGUGGUUCAGGACUGGGAGGCGAUGGAGGUGUACUGGGACCACGCCUUCACCCACGCUCUCGGCGUCGACACCGAGGCGUGCCACGUCAUCACCACCGCGCACCUCUUCGAGACGAAGCUCAACAAAGAACGCAUGGCCCAGUCGCUCUUUGAGUCUUUUGCGGUGGCAGGCGUCUUCCUCUCGGCACCGCCCGUCUUCGAGCUCUACGCCGCCGGCAAAGAGAGCGGCGUCGUGCUCGGCUGUGGCGCAGAGUGCACCUAUGCGUCGACGGUGCACGGCAGGGACGGCACCGGCGCUUGGUACGGGCAGGUCGUGCUGGCUGGCGGCACGUCGACCUUGCCCGGGCUGCCGGAGCGGCUGUCUGCGGAGCUGACGCGGUACGCGCCGCACGACUCGCCGGCCAAGGUGACGGCGCUGGAGGGGCGCGAGCACGCGGCGUGGCUGGGCGCCGGCUGCGCGCGGCGGAGCGCUUCAAUCCUCGGCUCGCUGGGGGUGAUGCCGCCCAUGUGGGUCUCCAAGCAAGAGUACGACGAGAACGGGCCCCUCAUCGUCCACCGCAAAUGCUUCUGAGCGCGCACAGGGCUAUUUCGCUCUUCGUGUGUUACUGCCGCCCAGAGUCGCUCCCGUUCGCUCGAGCUCGCCAUCCCUUAUUUUCGCGACGCGAGACCUGGUUCCACCCACCGUAUUCGCGCACAUCAGAACCAACAAGAAGAAUCGCACGCGCCUUACGGGGACCA